Rasamsonia emersonii CBS 393.64 is the source of this 4092-nucleotide messenger RNA. Its product is annotated as alpha-mannosidase. Gene Ontology annotation, molecular function: calcium ion binding; mannosyl-oligosaccharide 1,2-alpha-mannosidase activity. The transcript is spliced from 5 exons. NCBI's taxonomy places the organism in Eukaryota, Fungi, Ascomycota, Eurotiomycetes, Eurotiales, Trichocomaceae. Gene Ontology annotation, cellular component: endoplasmic reticulum; membrane. Gene Ontology annotation, biological process: carbohydrate metabolic process; mannose trimming involved in glycoprotein ERAD pathway; endoplasmic reticulum mannose trimming. The record is from RefSeq and is a predicted model, not a curated record. The coding region runs from base 1 to 4092 and encodes 1363 amino acids.
AUGCGCACGCGAUGCCGGUGCCCGCAGAUGCCUGGCCUGCCAUCAACAUGGCUGACUUGGGUCUUGCUGCUGUCGAUAUGGCUUGUCCAGGUCCAGGCCAUGAGAGAAAGCCAAAUUCGGGAGCUCAGGAAAGAGUCUGAACACAUGUUCUACCAUGGCUUCGACAAUUAUAUGAAAUAUGCUUUUCCUGAAGAUGAGCUCCGUCCUCUCUCGUGCGGUCCUUUGACGCGUGAUCGCGAACAUCCGGAACAUAUCGAGCUGAACGAUGUCCUGGGGAACUAUUCGCUCACAUUGAUUGACAGCUUGUCCACCCUCGCGAUUUUGUCCUCCGGUGACAACAGUGGCUCAAGAGCUUGGAGACGUUUCCAGGAUGGCGUGAAGGACCUGGUGAGACUGUAUGGCGAUGGCUCGGACGGCCCUUCUGGGCAAGGGGAGAGAGCACGGGGAUUCGACAUGGAUAGCAAGGUCCAGGUUUUUGAAACUGUUAUACGAGGUUUAGGUGGUCUCCUCAGUGCCCAUCUUUUUGCUGUGGGCGAUCUCCCCAUUCGAGGCUACUCUCCUCCAGACGAAGAAGCUGCCUUUGCGAAAUCGUGGGACAAGAGCAAUUUCCCGCCAGGUCGUCACGGAAUCGUAUGGGAGAACGGGUUCGUCUACGACGGUCAGCUCCUCAGACUUGCGCGCGAUCUAGCUGAUCGCAUCCUUCCGGCCUUCUACACAAAAACCGGACUUCCUUAUCCCCGCGUGAAUCUCCGAUAUGGUAUCCCGUUCUAUCCGAAUUCCCCUCUCAAUGCGGGCACUCAGCAUGGAAAUGAGAACACCGAAUCCGACGCAAUGGGUCCCCAGUCCGAGCCGGAGAUCACAGAGACAUGCAGCGCUGGCGCUGGCAGUCUUGUUUUGGAAUUCACCACCUUAAGUAGACUAACUGGUGACGGUCGCUACGAAGAGCUUGCGAAGCGAGCCUUUUGGGCUGUCUGGUUUAGAAGAAGCGAGAUUGGCUUGAUCGGGGCUGGCAUUGACGCAGAGACGGGAAAAUGGGUAACUCCAUACACCGGGAUUGGUGCGGGAAUUGACAGCUUCUUUGAAUACGCUUUCAAGUCCUAUAUUCUCCUAUCAUCUGGAGAGCGCCCUGGUUUUGAUCCUCACAGUCCCUGGAGUGCUUUGGACAAUUAUUACCUGCCCCUCAGUGAGGAGCAUCACUCUGCUGAGGCCUUUCUUAAGGUCUGGCAGGAUGCCCACGCUUCGAUUAACCGUCAUCUUUAUCGUGGACCCGGGUACCAGCAUCCUCAUUUCGUACAGGGGGACAUUUAUACUGGCGCCACGAGAGCCUUCUGGAUUGAUAGUCUCAGUGCUUACUAUCCGGGUCUUCUCACCCUAGCUGGAGACAUUGAGGAGGCCACUGAAAUCCACCUGCUGGCCACCGCUGUGUGGACGCGCUUUUCUGCCCUUCCAGAACGAUGGAACGUUGCCACUGGAAACGUGGACAACGGCCUUGGAUGGUGGGGUGGACGGCCCGAAUUCAUCGAGUCGACCUACUAUUUGUAUCGAGCCACCAAAGAUCCCUGGUAUCUCCACGUGGGUGAGAUGGUCCUCAGGGAUAUCAAACGGCGAUGUUGGACUAGAUGUGGCUGGGCUGGUCUCCAGGAUGUUCGGAGCGGUGAGCUGAAUGAUCGUAUGGAAAGCUUUUUCCUAGGAGAAACAGCCAAGUAUAUGUUCCUCCUGUAUGAUCCGGCCCAUCCUCUCAACAAUCUUGAUGCACCCUGGGUUUUUUCGACUGAGGGACACCCUCUCAUUCUUCCGAAGAAUGGGCCAAGGGGAGGCUUUCACCGCCAGAAAACGGAGCAGUCAGUCGCAGAACCCUUGGUUACUGGAGUGUGCCAGACCGCUCCUCCUUCUCCUCCCCUCGGUGUUUCUUCGACUGCAGCACGCUCAGACAUCUUCCAUGCUGCAAGCCUGGCACGGUUGCACUUGAUGCCAAGUCGAGGCGAAGCGGAAGGUGCCAUACUCGAAUACGCUGCCGAUCAUCCAAGUGUCACACUGUCUGAUCUGUUUUCGCCCUCCAACUACACCUUCUACCCAUGGACAUUGCCCCCAGAGUUGGUGCCAUUCAACGCGACGAGUUCGCCCAUGGCCAUCCGUCCUACCUUGGACAUUUCCUUCCCUAAUCUGCCCGGCAUGGUCCUCGGACUAGGGUCUCUGGAACGUGUACGGGACGGGGUUUUGGUCAAAGCCAUCGGGGGACUGAGAUUAGGGAUGGUCCAGGAUGUGCCUCUGGAAGUCUCGUCAUCCUCGUACGCAGAGGGUUUUCGAAUCCAAGUGGUCAACAAUUUGCCACUCGGCAGGGAUGAGAGGGUAUAUCUAUCGCGCGAGAUUACAUUUGAUGUUCUAAAUCCUAGCGACCCGAACUUCACUCGUAUCCGCGAUCCUGUCAUGUUGGAUAUUGUCAUCGACGUUGAGCCAGAGCUCUUCAACAGAGGAAAUCGUACAAGUGCGUCCUCGGACCAUGCUGCAACUGAACGACGAGAACCCCUUAUCCACGAGCACACCUCGCUUGGCUCUUCAGAUGACAAACUUGGCAGUGCGUACUCACAUGGUUCCAACAUGAAAACGGCACUCUCGGCGCUGAUGAACCACGUAUCCUCCAUUCUCCGUGAUGAUGUCCAGCCCUCAGCGCUGGGACUCUCGCAGUCUAAGGAUAAACCUGCCCGAGUUUCCCUUCCAGCGAUCACUUCAGUUGGUCCAGGCUCUGCGCCGCUUCCUGAUGUUGAGGAGGCGUCCAUUUUUGGAUAUUUGGGCAAACCCUCCUUGGAGCGCUUGACAUGGUCAAGCAUCUACCUAGCUGAUGAGAUAUGCGACUACCGGCUUCCGCUUGAGGUGGUACGCAAUUACCAGGUGCUGGUCAUCAAACGUGGUGGUUGCACCUUCUCCCAGAAGUUAAGGAAUAUACCGGCAUAUCCGUCUUCGGGCUCCGCCCUUCAGUUCGUCAUUGUUGUCUCGUAUGAGGAAUCUGAAGAGAUAGCCGCCGCGAGCAAAUCAGGCAAAGACCUGAACAUGAAGCAGCGAUCCUUUGUAUCGACUGCCCCUCCCACCUCCCCGCUCUAUCCUGCUGCCGCCAUACUGGCAGAGCCGUUUUUGGUGCGUCCUCAUCUAGACGAGACCCAAGUCACUUCAGGUGGCGUCUCACGACGCAAUCCGAUCAGUAUGGUCAUGGUCGGUGGGGGAGAUGAUACCUACGCGCUACUGCGGAGUUCAACAGGCGUGGGCAUCAAGCGACGAUACAUGAUGCGCUCGCAGGGUGUGCCCAUCACCAAUCUGAGAAGAUUUGGCUUGGAGCUCUACAGAAUGCCUGACGGAACAGCGUCAGCAAUCUCCUCUGUCACAGGACAAGACGGCGUCAACGCGACGACAGCAGCUACAGCAGCUGCAAAUGCCAGAACUGUGGCUCAGGAUGCACUGGAUGAUGCUUCUGAGAGCACUCCCUCUACAAUACAGCGACCAUUAUAUUUUGCGUACGGUUCCAAUCUCUCCUACAGUCAGAUGAAGCAACGCUGCCGACACGACCCCGAAAAAUCAGGCAAACCUCUCGCGGUGGCCCGUCUGGACGGAUGGCGAUGGCUCAUCUGCCAGAGAGGGUACGCAAACGUCGUCCCACCGGAAGGGCUGCGGGUUGGUCGACAGAAAUCUGACGGGGAGAAAGUGCCUCUGUCAGGCGAGGAGGAUGCAGUAUUUGGCAUUUUGUACGACAUGACGCCCGAAGACGAAUAUCUGCUUGAUGGUUACGAGUGCGUCGACGAUGAUGCUCCCGAAAGCUCUCUUCACGGGGAAGUCGAUCGCAAGAUCCGACCCAGAGAGCAAGGGGAGGGGGCUUACAACAAGUGGUAUGUGCCUGCGACUAUCGUGAAAUGGCUUGACGACCGGAAAGAGACCAAAACCGUCACCGUUCUGGUCUAUGUCGACGAAAAACGUGUUUACGUAGGGCCCCCCAAGACCGAAUAUAUUGCUCGGAUGAAUCGCGCGAUCAGGGAGUCCGUUGGACUAGGAUUGCCUAAGGACUGGGUGGACAGUGUGAUGAGGAAGUUCAUCCCUGAAGAAUAG